CCGGGGCGGCGAUGACCGCGCAGCGCGUCCCGCGGGCCCGGCCCUGAGCCCCGCUGCCUGCCUGCCCCGCCGAGGUCCGGACGGGCCAAGAUGACGCCCAGCCCCACGUUGUUGCUGCUGCUGCCGCCGCUGCUGCUGGGGGCCCUCCCGCCGGCCGCCGCCGCCCGAGGCCCCCCAAGGAUGGCAGACAAGGUGGUUCCAAGGCAGGUGGCCCGGCUGGGCCGCACUGUGCGGCUGCAGUGCCCCGUGGAGGGAGACCCGCCGCCGCUGACCAUGUGGACCAAGGACGGCCGCACCAUCCAUGGCGGUUGGAGCCGCUUCCGGGUGCUGCCCCAGGGCCUGAAGGUGAAGGAGGUGGAGCGGGAGGACGCCGGCGCCUAUGUGUGCAAGGCCACCAACGGCUUCGGCAGCCUCAGCGUCAACUACACCCUCAUCGUGAUGGAUGAUACUGGCGCAGGAAGGGAGCAUCUGGGGCACGACGGUGCCCCCGGGGGCCAGGAGGAUGCAGCCAGCAAGCAGUGGGCACGGCCCCGCUUCACGCAGCCCUCCAAGAUGAGGCGUCGUGUGAUCGCUCGGCCCGUGGGCAGCUCCGUGCGGCUCAAGUGCGUAGCCAGUGGGCACCCACGGCCCGACAUCAUGUGGAUGAAGGACGACCAGGCCCUGACGGGCCUGGAGGCCGGGGAGCACAGGAAGAAGAAGUGGACACUGAGCCUGAAGAACCUGCGUCCCGAGGACAGUGGCAGGUACACGUGCCGUGUGUCCAACCGUGCAGGCGCCAUCAAUGCAACCUACAAGGUGGAUGUGAUCCAGCGGACGCGCUCCAAGCCCGUCCUCACGGGCACGCACCCCGUGAACACGACCGUGGACUUUGGGGGCACCACAUCCUUCCAGUGCAAAGUGCGCAGCGAUGUGAAGCCGGUGAUCCAGUGGCUGAAGCGUGUGGAGUAUGGUGCCGAGGGCCGCUACAACUCCACCAUCGACGUGGGCGGCCAGAAGUUCGUGGUGCUGCCCACGGGGGAUGUGUGGUCGAGGCCUGACGGCUCCUACCUCAACAAGCUGCUCAUUGCGCGCGCACGCCAGGAUGAUGCCGGCAUGUACAUCUGCCUGGGGGCCAACACCAUGGGCUACAGCUUCCGCAGUGCCUUCCUCACCGUGCUGCCAGACCCCAAGCCACCAGGGCCCCCCGUGGCCCCCUCGUCCUCGACCACCAGCUUGCCGUGGCCCGUGGUCAUCGGCAUCCCGGCUGGCGCCGUCUUCAUCCUUGGCACCGUGCUCCUGUGGCUCUGCCAGGCCAAGAAGAAGCCGUGCGCACCCGGGCCCACCCCGCCUCUGCCUGCACACCGCACGCCCAUGGCCGCCCGCGACCGGGCCGGGGACAAGGACCGUCCCAUGCCCCCCAGCCUCGGCCCUGCCCCUGGUGUGGGGCUGUGCGAGGAGCUCGGGCCUCCGGCGGCACCCCAGCAUCUGCUGGGCCCCGGCCCAUCUGCCGGGCCCAGACUUUAUCCCAAACUCUACACGGACGUGCACACGCACACGCACACACACACGCACUCGCACACGCACUCACAUGUGGAGGGCAAGGUCCACCAGCACAUCCACUACCAGUGCUAGCCAGUGCCAUGGGGUGGGGCUCUGCCCACUGGCCCUGUGGGGUCCAGGUCGGGGCGGCGGGCCCAUGGGGGACAGGCAGCUACGCAGAGAGCUGGGGCCUAGGCAGGAGGCACAGUCAGCACCCUGGGGCGCCCUGGGUGACAGACACAUACCUCUGGACACACACACACACACACACACAUACCCUCAGACUAAGAUACCUGGGAAGGUCUGUGCCGGUAACUUUGCAGUGUGCAUGUAGCAAUGGGCUAGUUGAUGAAGGAACCCCUCGCCCCAUGAGGAGGGUUCCACAGGGGCCAUGGUCAAGCCACCCCUCCCCGCGCCUGGCAGGGGUCUGAGAGGACCCUGGCCAAACCCCCGAGGCCUGCCCCGUGCCGACUGCCGUGUCCCUACCCAGGCCUCCACCAGUGGCUGGCUAUGUUUGCCAGUACCUGUCCGGGCAUUCCCCAGGCUCCCGGGCUGGGAGGUCAGGCAGAGCAGUCUAGGCUCCUGCCCUGAGAGGCUGGAGCCCCCUGGGGGUGACCCUGCCCUCGCCAGAGCGAAGGGCCCUUGAUAUUUAUAUUUAAGAAAAGAAAAUAAUAAUAUUAAUAAUGCUGGAAGGAAGGUGUACACAGAGCCUGCCUGACCUCAGGCCCAGGACACACCUGGCCUGCUGGCCAACUGGAUGGCUGCCUCAGGGCCGGGCACCAUUGCCCCACUGCCUGUGGCAGCCCCAGACCUCUGUAAUUUUAUAUAGAGUUUGAGCUGAAGCUUCGUAUAUUUAAUUUAUUUUGUUAAACAAGAAAAUGU
Enhydra lutris kenyoni (northern sea otter) is the source of this 2400-nucleotide messenger RNA. Its product is annotated as fibroblast growth factor receptor like 1. NCBI's taxonomy places the organism in Eukaryota, Metazoa, Chordata, Mammalia, Carnivora, Mustelidae. Gene Ontology annotation, cellular component: plasma membrane. Gene Ontology annotation, molecular function: fibroblast growth factor receptor activity; fibroblast growth factor binding. The record is from RefSeq and is a predicted model, not a curated record. The transcript is spliced from 7 exons. Bases 91 to 1611 code for a protein of 506 amino acids.